This is a messenger RNA of Fusarium tjaetaba, 969 nucleotides long. RefSeq lists its product as uncharacterized. The record is from RefSeq and is a predicted model, not a curated record. The transcript has a single exon. Bases 1 to 969 code for a protein of 322 amino acids. NCBI's taxonomy places the organism in Eukaryota, Fungi, Ascomycota, Sordariomycetes, Hypocreales, Nectriaceae.
AUGGGUCGCGAGGAGAUGCAGAAUCGUCUCAAAGAGCUGGAGACUGAGAAGUCAGUUCUUGAGUGGGCUCUUGAAGCUAGCCUUCACGAGAAGGACGUCGACACCGACAACGAAGACAACAAGUCCGAAACUUUGUCUACCUACACCAUGGCAGACCUCCCAGCCUCUGACCCUCAGGUGGAUGAACCCCUGGUCCAUGUUUAUCCCGAUGGUCCCAUCUCCGAUUCCGAGUCUUCUAUCUCGCUUCACAGUACUGACUCCUUAGCCUCUACUAUGGCUCGUAUCAAGUUCACUGCCACCAUGCCGGUCCACCAGGUGGUCCAGUCUGACCCUGCGUCUUACCGCUAUGAUGGUACUGGAAUGUCUGAAGAUGGCCGUGAGGAUGAGGAGACCAUCUGUGGCUCUACCACUGGUAUUGAAAAGGAAAAGGAAAAGGAGGCUUCGGAGGACACCAGUGCCACUGAUCCCAACUCUCCUUUCAACAUCACCAACCCUCACCCAACUCUUUCGAUCUCGACCAAGUUCCUUCAGAAGGCUAUUUUCCACAGCCGCCAGGCUGGAAGUCCCUUCCUCCGUUCAUUCCUCCACCGCAAGCCUGUCGACGGCAAAGCAGGUGAAUACACUGAGUGGAAGUGGAUUCCCUUUCUUGUCUUUGGUGCCGCAGCUGAGCUCGUCGCAGUCAACAUUGGCGAAGGCGACAUCGAGGUGAUCUGCAUGAAGGACACUCGAUUCACCACCAUGAUUCAGAAGAACAAGAACAUGUUCGAGGAACCUGGAAGCCUUGGUGCCAAGUCUGCUCUCCUUGAUGAGUUCAAGCCUGCCUUCAAUGGUCCUGAGGCUUGGGGCUUCCGCGUCUUGGUCUGGCGCGUCCACUCUUCGGAGAAGACUGUCUACAUGGACCGUCAUGGUCACCCUGUCCCGGGAGAGGCGGGCACUCUGGCUUUUGAUGGACCUGAGAAUUGGAAAUAA